This is a messenger RNA of Chlorella variabilis, 690 nucleotides long. RefSeq lists its product as hypothetical. The transcript is spliced from 4 exons. The record is from RefSeq and is a predicted model, not a curated record. Bases 1 to 690 code for a protein of 229 amino acids. NCBI's taxonomy places the organism in Eukaryota, Viridiplantae, Chlorophyta, Trebouxiophyceae, Chlorellales, Chlorellaceae.
AUGCAGACGAUUGCGCGGGCCAGGGUGUCUGUCCGGGCGGCGGCCUCCACCACCGCUGCUGCAGCGCCUAAGAAGACUCUGCAGCCGCUCAACAUCACCAAGCGCACGCUCAUCGACUCCAGUGGCGGGAGGGCGGUCAGGAACAUCGACGGCGAAAUUUAUGAGGUUGUCUACAACGCGGGCAGCGAUUCGGUGAAGGUGGUGUGCAAGUCUGCGCUCAAGGAGUAUGCCGCGGAGGUUGGCAAGGACAGCCGCAUCUCCAUCAUCCUAGAGUCGGCCACCCCCAUCGCUGGCGGCCCGCCCUCCUUCCCGCAGCUGCAGGCGGUGCUGAAGUUUAGCGGCGCCGGCCCCGAGGCCAUCAACGGCCGCGUGGCGAUGCUGACCGUGCUGGGCGCCGCUGCUGCGGAGCUGGCCACCGGGCGCACGCUGCUGGAGCAGGCGGGCACGGGCGCGGGCGCCGCCGCCGCUGUGGGCCUCAUGGCCUUUGUGACCGCCGCCUCGCUGGCGCCCGCCCUGGCCGGCAAGGUGCCCACCACCCGCGUCUUCCCCUCCACCACCGACUCCUACCCCGACCAGCAGAUGCCCUACUUCUGGACCGCCCUGGCGGAGACCAUCAACGGCCGGGCUGCCAUGGUCGGCGUGGCAGGCAUCAUUGCCAACGAGCUGAUCCGCGGCGCCCCCGUCUUCUGA